Molecule: messenger RNA, 3252 nt
Organism: Struthio camelus australis
Lineage: Eukaryota; Metazoa; Chordata; Aves; Struthioniformes; Struthionidae
Source: RefSeq, a predicted model, not a curated record
AGGGCUGCUUUAGAAGAAGUAGAAGGAGAUGUGACGGAAUUGGAACUGAAACUUGACAAGCUGGUGAAGCUUUGUAUUGCAAUGAUUGAUACUGGGAAAGCAUUCUGCACAGCCAACAAGCAGUUCAUGAACGGAAUACGAGACCUUGCGCAAUAUUCCAGUAAGGAUGCGUUGGUUGAGACUAGCUUGGCAAAGUUUUCUGACACCUUGCAGGAAAUGAUCAACUAUCACAAUAUCCUGUUUGACCAAAUCCAAAGAUCAAUUAAAGCACAACUUCAGAGUUUUGUUAAAGAAGACAUUAGGAAAUUUAAAGAUGCGAAGAAACAGUUUGAGAAAGUUAGUGAAGAAAAAGAGAAUGCUCUCGUAAAAAAUGCCCAAGUGCAAAGAAAUAAGCAGCAUGAGGUAGAGGAGGCAACCAAUAUUUUGACUGCAACACGGAAAUGUUUUCGGCACAUAGCUCUGGAUUAUGUUCUUCAGAUCAAUGUUCUUCAGUCUAAAAGGAGAUCAGAAAUCUUAAAAUCGAUGUUAUCGUUUAUGUAUGCUCAUCUGGCUUUUUUCCAUCAAGGCUAUGAUCUCUUCAGUGAGCUUGGGCCCUACAUGAAAGAUCUUGGCGCACAGCUGGAUCAGUUGGCUGUAGAUGCUGCAAAGGAGAAGAGAGAUAUGGAGCAAAAGCACUCCACUAUUCAACAAAAGGCUGCUUUGCAGGAUUACUCCAGUGACGAUACUAAAUUAGAAUACAAUGUAGAUGCAGCCAAUGGUAUUGUUAUGGAAGGUUAUCUAUUUAAGCGAGCCAGCAAUGCCUUCAAGACUUGGAACAGGCGCUGGUUCUCGAUACAAAAUAACCAACUUGUAUACCAGAAGAAAUUUAAGGAUAAUCCCACGGUAGUCGUUGAAGAUUUGCGACUUUGCACAGUUAAACACUGUGAAGACAUAGAAAGACGUUUCUGUUUCGAGGUGGUUUCACCAACAAAAAGCUGCAUGCUCCAGGCUGACUCAGAAAAGCUGCGGCAGGCAUGGAUUAAGGCUGUUCAGACCAGUAUUGCUACAGCAUAUAGAGAGAAAGGGGAUGAAUCUGAGAAACAGGAAAAGAAAUCAUCCCCUUCUACUGGAAGCCUGGAGUCUGGCAGUGAGACAAAAGAGAAAUUGUUAAAGGGAGAAAGCGCUCUACAACGAGUUCAGUGUAUUCCUGGUAAUGCUGCGUGCUGUGAUUGCGGUUUGGCAGAUCCUCGCUGGGCCAGUAUCAACCUAGGAAUCACGCUGUGCAUCGAGUGCUCUGGUAUACACAGGAGCCUAGGAGUCCACUUUUCAAAAGUAAGAUCUUUAACACUGGAUUCAUGGGAACCAGAACUUCUGAAGCUUAUGUGUGAAUUAGGAAAUGAUGUUAUAAAUAGAAUAUAUGAAGCGAAGCUGGAAAAAGUGGGAGUAAAGAAGCCGCAACCUGGAAGCCAAAGGCAGGAGAGAGAGGCAUACAUCAGAGCAAAAUAUGUGGAAAGAAAAUUUGUAGAGAAGCAGCUUGCAGCAGUACCUCAGCUUGAAUCUGGAACAAAAAUUUUGCCUCAGAGUCAGGAGGAGAAAAGGCACAGUGGCCCUGAAAAAUCCCUCUUGGCAGGUGAACAAGGUGCCGUGUCCCAAAAAGCGGUUGCUGUAAGUAGCGACGAGGCGAGGCGGGAGUCUCUGUUCUGUCCUGAUGAACUAGAUUCACUCUUCUCCUACUUUGAUACCUCUUCAAAACUACGUAGUAUAAGAAGCAGUGACAGUGGGAUCCAGCAGAGUGCCGAUGACAGCAGAGAACACCUUGCCUCUACUAUAUCAGCUAACAGUUUGUAUGAACCAGAGGGAGACAAGCCAGAGUCUUCUGUGCUUUGUGACUCCAAACAGCCUAAUCCAGGAUUGCAGCUUUAUCGAGCUGCCUUUGAGAAGAAUCUUCCCGAUAUGGCAGAAGCCUUGGCCCAUGGAGCUGAAGUAAACUGGGUCAAUAUAGAAGAAAACAAAGCAACACCGCUCAUUCAGGCUGUACGGGGGGGCUCAUUGGUUACUUGUGAGUUCUUACUGCAGAAUGGUGCCAAUGUGAACAACAGGGAUGUGAAAGGAAGGGGACCUCUGCACCAUGCCACGGUUCUAGGACAUACUGGACAAGUGUGUUUAUUCCUAAAACGAGGAGCAAACCAGCAUGCAACUGAUGAAGAUGGGAAAGAUCCUUUGAGUAUAGCUGUAGAAGCUGCAAAUGCAGAUAUUGUAACAUUGUUGCGUUUAGCAAGGAUGAAUGAAGAAAUGCGCGAAUCGGAAGGACUGUAUGGACAGCCAGGAGAUGAAAUUUAUCAGGACAUUUUUCGUGACUUUUCUCAAAUGGCAUCAAAUAAUCCAGAGAAGCUAAACCGUUUCCAGCAGCCAGACUCACCGAAGUCUUAAAUAUCAAGAAGGAAAAGAACCAAACCUGAUUCUACUCUUUAUAGUGCAAGUUUUUUUUUUUUUUUUUUUUUACUUUAACAGAAUGACUUAUAUGCAUUUUGAUAGAUAUUUAAUAGUUUGGAUGAAUUGACCACUCUAAUGUAGCUUUAGACUGUGGUAGCUGGGGAAAUGUAUAAGGGUUGUUGUUCUACAUACAGUACAUAUACCUCAGCAGUUGAAGAAAAUGCUUAAGAAAAGCAGUGCCUGCUAGCAAGUUGGUCUGUGGCUCAUACAUGAAGUCAGCAGAGUGUAACUGUAUGGGUUGCAGGCCCUGGAUGACAGGAUGAUCAGAGCAGCUUUGCUAACGAGCAUCCCCUACCAUCAGCAGUCUCCCUGUUACCAUCAAGAACAUGCCUCUGGCAAGGUGGUCCAGCUUGCUUUUUCUCAGUCUGUUUGAAAGGGAAAUUGGACAGUAACUUACUGAAUCAUCCUGCAGUUUGUGAGCCCAUUACUUGUAAGAUCCUGUUGUUCAUACACUGAUUAUGGUUAGAGGUAGGCUGUUAAUAACAAGACAAGUAACUUAAGCUCUUUUGCAAGCAUUUUUUAGUGGAACCUUUAACACCAGGCUGGCCUUUGUGCUGGUGACUGCGGGUCAGUCACAAUAGGUAUUUAUCUGGAAGGACCAAAUUUUGAAGAGCAGUUUAUUUUCCUUUUUUAAUUUCAUGCUGUGAAGGAAGUUUUCUUUUAGAUGAGCAUGUGGAGCCUUUCAUGAAAAAAAUAAAUUUGAUCCUGCUGGCUAUAAUGUGGGUUUUUUUUUUUCUCUCCCCCACCCCCCAAGUAUCUUUACAUUAACAUUUGAAACUU